GGUAGAAUCUGCAACUUGCGGAUAGCGAGUGAAAAGUGUGGUUUGAUUCUGACUCAAUCUUGUACUUGAGCUUGAACUUUGAGAAAAAAUAGAAUAUAGUCAAGAUGCUUUCUGAUUCUGGGUCUUCCCCUCUGUUUCGCGGCGCAAGUAAUAAUAUCGAGGAUUCCUCAGCCUCAGCGACCUGUAAUGGUUAUCUUGCGAAGCUCCGACUAGCAGAGAAAAAUUUGAUCGAGGGCGAUCCUGAAUUUCUUGUGCGCGACGUGUCUAUCAGCUUGCGGGUGCCUCGCUGGCUGCAGAAAGGUCGCUCGUCUUGGUGUGCAGACGACGAUCGAGACAAUUGCACCGAUGAAAACGAAGUUCUGAUUUCACAAACUAGAACACCCGCCGACAACAUAGACAAGACGAAGGACGAUGAUGAUCGUAUGGAUUUUGAAAUAUGUAGAACAAAGGAGGACGAUGAAGGUGCGUGGAGUAAAGCCGCUUUUGUUGUACACAACGAGACGAUUCAUAGCAUUGAGCUAGCACCCGUUCGUGGGCGUGGUCGAGAAGAAGAGGAAGCCUCGCGCUCACCUUCCUCGAAAAAUGUUGUUCUCUGGCAUGGUUUUGGUCUCGGCGCAGGCGGUUGCUCGGGAGCUCUUCGGGCUCUGUCUGAGCAGUUUCCCGACCACGCCGUUUUCGCUUGCGACUGGUUAGGCUACGGCCUGAGUUCCCGCCCAUCUUGGUUGCAAAAAC
Amoebophrya sp. A25 is the source of this 732-nucleotide messenger RNA. Lineage: Eukaryota; Dinophyceae; Syndiniales; Amoebophryaceae. The record is from the annotation of a GenBank genome assembly.